GAGUAUGGUGAGGAGCGAUGGCAGGAACCUGUGCUGGAGGACAGUACUUGGACCGCCUGCUAAAACAGUGCAUGCCCUGUCAGCUGGUGUGUGAUAACCCUGACCCCCCCACUCGCUGCCUAGACUUCUGUGUGGCCUUCAGCUGUAAGGCUGUAUCUGGGCAGUUCUACGACCAGCUGCUGAAGAAAUGCUUGAAAUGUUCGGAGCUGUGUGGCCACCACCCCUCAGAGUGCUCACAAGAGUGUCCGACUCGUGCUCCCACACCUGGAAUCACAAGGCCUGGCAGCAUCACUGCACUGCAGCCACGUGACCCCAGGGGGAGCCACAGGCCCAGAGAAGUGCCCCACUCAGAGGUGCUGGUGUACGCUCUGCUGGGCCUGUGUCUGGCCAUGCUGCUGGGGACUGUGCUGGUGGCCCUGCUGGUGCUGCUGAGGAGAGCCAGGGGGCAGAAGGAGGACCAGGGGGAGAAGGUCCAGCAGCCAGACGGACACAGCCAGACAUCUAAAGACUGCCUCAUGGCGGACGCUGCGACUCAGGAAGGCGGCGCAGAGGCCCCUGACAGACCCCUGGCGACAGAAACCUGCGUGCAUUGCUUCGCUGAGCAGACGGGAACUAUGUACCAGCAGGCCAUUCCACGAUUCCUCAACGGAGACCCCCACCACCAUCACCACCACAACUACUGCUCUAACGGCCUGGUCCACGGCCAUGCUGUCAGGAACACGUGCGAGCGGGACGGCACGCUCAGGAUCAUUUGCUCGCCCACGCAGACCAGCAUGUGA
Molecule: messenger RNA, 779 nt
Organism: Astyanax mexicanus (Mexican tetra)
Lineage: Eukaryota; Metazoa; Chordata; Actinopteri; Characiformes; Acestrorhamphidae
Product: tumor necrosis factor receptor superfamily member 13B
Exons: 4
Coding region: 18-779 (253 amino acids)
Cellular component (GO): plasma membrane
Source: RefSeq, a predicted model, not a curated record